AUGGAGCCUCAGUUAUCUCAGAAUUCCCAACAACCUCGGAAACGCAGACACCAAAAGCCACGAGUGCUGCUGUCUUGCAACACCUGCAGGAAAGACAAGUUGAAAUGCGACCGGAGAAAGCCCUGCGCAACUUGCGUGAAACGACAUCGGGAAGCAUCAUGCGCAUACGGUCGUGAAAGGCCGGCUCCAGCAAAUAAUGCAGGCAGUUCGACAAUUAACGAUCGCCUCUUAGUUGACGAUCGUUUACGCUCCUUUGAUGGAAGACUCAGGCAUUUGGAAGAUGAAAUAUCCAAGAAAAAUUUAUCUUGGCCCGAAUUGCGAGAUGCUGAGUUGCCUUGUCCUACCACACGGCGCAGUGGCUCCGAUACAAUAUCAUGUCGAGUGGGUUCAAAACCUUUGCUCGACUCGGAAUCUCGAUGUGGUAUAUCGCAACCGACAAGUAACGACACUCUCUUUACGAAUCAAAAUCAUUGGCUAGCCAUCAUGAACGACGCUACUACAGAGCUUGUGAGAUAUAACAUCAAUAUUGAAGACGGCUUGGAAAAUAAGCAACAAAGAAGUUGCCAAGGCCCAGCGCUACUCACAGGCUUUUUCAAAGACACGUUGUUCAUGGAACAUCUCGGAAAAUUACCACCGCGAGAAACCGCUGAUGCGCUUGUGUAUCGAUGUCUGGAUUCUACGGAACCAUUUCUGAUUACUAUACACGCUCCGACCUUCAAACAAGAGUAUUUGGAAUUCUGGCAAAAUCCCGAAAGUUUCCCUCCAGCCUGGCUGUCGCUGCUCUAUGGAAUUCUAUGCUGCAGUAUAUGGAUGGACCAUACCACUGACUCAAAUGUGGCAGGCUUGAGUCUGCCCAGUGAUUUUGAGUUUUAUCGUAUUCAGAGCGCAGCUUUCUUGGCGAAAUCGGACAUGGCGAUUCCUGGAAAAUACAAGGUUGAGGCGGCUGUUGUUUAUCUGGGAAUGGAGUAUGAGCGGACUGAUAAUCUGAAGACUGAUGUCUCUGUUUUGCUAGGACUAGUGUCGCGACUGGCGAUUGUAAGUGGAUAUCAUCGUGACACUCAAAUCCAUAACCAGAUAACCAUUUUCGAGGCAGAAAUGCGUCGACGAGCAUGGCUUACGCUUUUGGUGACGGAUUGUGUCGUAGCGUAUGAGACUGGGCUGCCCAGAGUGGUUCCCAGCCAACUGGGGGAUGCGAAACGCCCUCGAAAUUUGCUGGACGAAGACUUUGACCCCUUCACUCUAGAGCUGCCAUCAGCUCGAAUCGCUACCAGGGCCUGCAACAGAAUUAUAUAUAUGGAAAAGAUGAAUUCGAUAUUAUCUAUGGCUGCCGAUAUUGCGGAUUUAGCACCUGAUCUCGCAUCUCAACCUAAGAAAGUUGCCAGCCUAUGCGAACAAUUGAAUGCUAUCAGAGACAGUAUCCCCACGGUCCUUCGUAUUGCAUCAACUGGGUCGUCAAUCACGGAUGAAAAAAUGGCCAUUUGGAGAUCUAACUUGGAGAUGACAUAUCAGCGUACCUGCUGUGUCCUACAUCGUCCAUUUCUCACAAAGAGAUCAACGGACUUCCAAACGCAAUCUUUUCGAGAGACGUGCGUUUCUGCGGCAGAAAGAAUACUGGAGCUAGAAAACGAGAUCUUCCAGGUAUAUUCGCGUAAAACUUCGAACCGUCAUAAAGUCUGGUUUCAGGCCUCGCGCUGUGUUUCUGAUGGACUUACGGCUGCAAUGGUGGUAUGCUUAGAGCUGGUGUAUCGGAGGGAAGCAGAGGAGUCAACAAGUCCUGUGGACUCUGACCGGCUAGUUCAGUUGCUGAAAAGUCUGUAUGAGAGCUGGAAGAGUGCUCCGAGGAUUUCUUUUGAGUUUGAUGCAGCUGCCAAGAUUUUGGUCGUGAUGCUACGUCGACUGGGAAUCUGUAAACAAAAUCGAGGUUCGGAUGAAGCCAGUUCAUCUCGGCAAAUGGAGCUCUGCAGCUCAGACGUAUUGCCUCAAGAGCCUUGUCCUACACAUGAUAUGGAAGAUGACGAGUUUACGUCUUCACAAAAUGCCAUCUACGAGCUGCUUAGUAUUGAUACGAUGGAAGAUUUAUUUGACUGGGUAAGCAAUAUUCCACACCCUGAGUUUUAG
Messenger RNA from Trichoderma atroviride IMI 206040, 2118 nucleotides. RefSeq lists its product as uncharacterized. Gene Ontology annotation, molecular function: zinc ion binding; DNA binding; DNA-binding transcription factor activity, RNA polymerase II-specific. The record is from RefSeq and is a predicted model, not a curated record. Lineage: Eukaryota; Fungi; Ascomycota; Sordariomycetes; Hypocreales; Hypocreaceae. Gene Ontology annotation, biological process: regulation of DNA-templated transcription; DNA-templated transcription.